AUAUGAGUGCACAAACGCUUUUCUAUAACCAGUCCACCCCUGCUGACUUUAGCGGAAAGGUACCUGUGGAGCACCUGGAUUAUGCUUACAUUGAGAAAUGCAAGGAUGUAAAAUACCUGGAGAAGAUUUUGAAAGUACUGAGGUCCGGCAGCGAGGGCGCUUAUCCACAUCUGCUCAACUUCUGUGAGAGUCACUUGGAGAAGUUGGACCCAAAGAGCCGAGCUCUCAGGAAGGAAACUCCUGUGGCCACAGCAGCCAGCCUCUCUAGGGAUGAGUGGAGCCAAAUAUUUGAUGACUUAAAGAUUUGGCAAAAAGAAGCCAAGAGGACUGAGACUCUACUGAAGCAGGAGCCAAUCUUUGAUGGCCUGAAUGAAACUAUGGUACCAGUAAGAGGUUCCAAUCAUUCUGUUCCACUAAGUCAGCCUUCAGCUCCAAAACAAAAGCCGAACUGUGCAAAACGGGUUGCACCACGUGAUUACAGAGAAUGGGACAAGUUUGAUGUGGAUAAAGAAUGCGGAAACAUCGAUAAAAAUGUGGUCAAAAAUGAUCCACCUGCUCUUACGAACAACCAGCAACUCCCAAUCCAGACUAAAGUGGAUGCUUCAUUGCUAUCAGAACAGGAGAAGCUCCUGCUGGCCAACCGUGAAAAGGAAAAAGGCAAUGAAGCUUUCAGAGCAAAUGAUUAUUUGGAGGCAGUUGCAUACUAUUCCAGAAGCCUUUCCAUUCUACCAACUAUAGCGGCAUACAACAACAGAGCCCAAGCAGAGAUCAACCUCAAGCACUGGAAGAACGCCAUGAGUGACUGUCAGAGGGUACUGGAGCUGGAACCAGGCAAUAUAAAAGCCCUGCUGCGACGUGCCAACGUUUAUAAUCACAUGGGUGAAUUCCAGUUGGCUGCUGAAGACCUGAGGAUAGUGCUUAGGGAUGAGCCACAGAAUGCUGCUGCUAUGCAACUUCUGUCUGAAAGUGAGAAGAUGAAGGAAUGCCAACCAGAGCAGAAAAGCAAAGGCAAGAAAAUCCUCAUCCAAGAAGUAGAGGACGAUGACAACAGAAACGCUCAUCCGGUUGAACCCAGCCAGCCUGUGGGAGGGGAGGAGAGCUCAGCUGCUCCUGAAAGGGGAGACAUGGGUAACGCUCACAAAAAGCCCCACGGCAGAGGGGAAGGGGGUCCACACAGUGAGUUUAACAACUCCCACCACGGCCACUGGAGAAGCAGAGGAGGCAGCUCGGAUAAGUACAAAGUCCCGGCAGAUUCCAAAGAUAAAGUAGCGAAUGGCACGAGCAAGAGGGGUUCGACAGCGUCAGUCAAAGCUGAUCAGAGCAGUGGAGGUAAGGGCACUCAGCAAGGAGUUAAUGCAGGGGAAUCUGUCAACCUGGAUGCCCCAUGUGGAGCCCUACCCCCACCACUGGCCAGGCUCAAGAAUGAAGGCAACCUGCUGUUUAAAAAUGGACAGUUUGCAGAUGCACUGGAGAAAUACUCACAAGCUAUUCAGGGCUAUGCAGACUCAGGGAUUGACAGCCCCGAGGAUCUGUGUAUCCUGUAUUCCAACAGAGCAGCAUGCUACCUAAAAGAUGGCAACUGUCAAGACUGCAUUCAGGACUGCACGAGAGCUCUGGAGCUGCAGCCAUUCUCCCUCAAGCCCCUCCUGCGCCGGGCCAUGGCUUAUGAAUCCCUGGAACGCUACCGUAAGGCCUAUGUGGAUUACAAGACUGUCCUGCAGAUAGACAUCAGCGUGCAAGCAGCACAUGAUAGCGUCAACAGGAUCACUCGGCUGCUGAUAGAGCAGGAUGGUACAGAGUGGAGAGAGAAACUCCCUGACAUUCCUUUGGUGCCUCUGUCAGCUCAGCAGCACCGCAGAGAGGAGCCACCCAGUGAAGAAGUCCUCCAGGCCCGGGCAGAGAAAGCAGCCAGGGAUGCAGAAAGGAAAGCAGAGGUCCGUUUUACAGCUCUGAAACAAGAGGGGAACGACUUUGUGAAGAAGGGCCAGUACCAGGAAGCUUUGGGAAAGUACACUGAAUGCCUUAAGAUAAAGCCAGAGGAGUGUGCAAUCUACACCAACAGAGCCCUGUGCUACUUGAAGCUGGAGAAGUUUACAGAGGCCAAACAUGACUGUAAUGCAGCACUAAAACUGGAGCCAGCUAAUAAGAAGGCCUUCUACAGACGAGCUCUGGCCAACAAAGGUCUCAAGGACUACCUGGCAUGCAGUUCUGACCUUCAGGAAGUUCUGCAGCAGGAUCCCAACGUGCAGGAGGCUGAAAGAGAGCUGGAGGAGGUCACAGUGUUGCUCAGACAGAGUCUUGUUAAUGCAAAUGCUUCACCAGCUAAACCCCGGAAACCCGUCCCUAUCACAGAGGUUGAGGGUGCUCAGGAAACAGCAGGUGUUCCUAAGUCAAAGACCAGCUGCAGAGAAGAUAUUCCUACUGACCUCCAGCAAACGGAUGCCUACAGUUUCGGACAGGCUCUAAAUGCGGCUCGUUCCAGCGGAAACAUGGCAAUUUGUGCUGAACUCCUGGCCUCCACAACCCCUGAAAAGCUUCCCCUUUUCCUGAGCAACCACCUCGAUGCAAACACUAUCAGCCUCAUCAUGCAGUCAAUGGACUCCCACCUCCUUGAAAAGAACCCCAGCCUCGUCUACCGGCAUCUCAACGUUUUGCACACGACAGACAGAUUCUCGGUGGUGUUGAUGCUGCUGAGUAAGGAUGAGCGCCGUCACAUGACUCAGCUGUUUGAGCAUCUGGCUGCUGUGGAGAGCUCAGAGUUCACCAAGAACGAUGUUCAGAAUCUGGCCAACAAAUACAUCUGACCCUCCUUCCCCUGCACCACUCUGCAUGAGCUGCUGCAACACUCAAACUUUUGGAUCUAUGCAAAACACUGCACACAGAGUACACAAAGGCAGAAGGCUGCAGAGCAAUACAGAGGAACUACGUCAGUUACUCUACUGGUGUGUGUGUAGAUAAUUAAUCUCUGUAUGUGUGUGACAGCAUAAGGAAUAUAUUUUUUCCAACAUUUUGCUAUGCAGAUUAACUUUUGUACCAAUACUUACACUGUAAACAAGGUAACUGUAAGAAACUGCAGACAAUUCACUUAAUUCUCAAUGUAUGACGUCAUUAAGGCUCAGGUCAGACUGACGUUUCAGCACUGAGCUCAGUUCUUUUCUUCAGUAGUAACUGUCUAAGCUGUCAGACAGUCAAAGAUAGCAGUGAGUGCAUGCUGAUUGUUACCUGGUAAAGAAAUGAGUGAGGUGAUUUCCUGCAGAGCUGAUGGAGAUUUCUAUUGCUGAAAGAGGAAAGAAGGGAUAAAACCCAGAUACAGGCCUGUGAGAAUGAGAGAUACAGUUUAACUUUACAUGCUCCCUUUUGCUCAUGCAUAUUGUAGAUCUGAGCUCUAAAUCUCUUCACACAUAAAGUGUUUGUGUCUGUUCCUUAUGGAAAUGUAUUCAAUGCAAUGGUUUACCAAAUUAGCCUUCCAGCUAACACAUUUGCACACUGAUCUGCACUAAUUCAGAUGUGAACACACUGGAGAAUAAAACCUUUAUAAGAGAGGAGCUUGGAUUACAGACUCUGGGUCCAUUAGAGUAGGGGUUCUCAACGUUGGAGAUGCUGAGAUGGGGUCUCCAGAUGCCUGAAAAACCUAUGAAUAUUUUUUUUAAAUUACUCUUUUUGCCACUUUACACCAAUUUUACCAAAUUUUAACAUAUUUUUGCCACUUAAAACCUUUUUUUCCUCAAUUUUUGACACUAUCUACCUAUUGUUUGUUCUGUUGUCCCAUUAUUGCCACUAUUAACCCCUCUUUUCCAUUUUUAAGCCACAUUUCACAAUUUAAUAUACCCAUUUUUGCCAGUUUAUAUCAAGUUUUCAUCCCAUUUCACCAAAUUUUCACCUACUUUUGGCACUCAGUGCCAUUUCAGCCACCUUUACUCUUAAUAUGCCUCUUUUUGCCACUUUAACCCAUUUUUGCACAUUUUUUAUUUUUGCCACUUUUAUCUAAUUUUUGGCACUUCUAACCCAUAUCUGCUGCUUU
This is a messenger RNA of Cheilinus undulatus (humphead wrasse), 4021 nucleotides long. Its product is annotated as sperm-associated antigen 1-like. Bases 3 to 2804 code for a protein of 933 amino acids. The transcript is spliced from 18 exons. Gene Ontology annotation, molecular function: heat shock protein binding. Gene Ontology annotation, cellular component: cytosol; mitochondrion. Lineage: Eukaryota; Metazoa; Chordata; Actinopteri; Labriformes; Labridae. The record is from RefSeq and is a predicted model, not a curated record.